Molecule: messenger RNA, 2319 nt
Organism: Kwoniella shivajii
Lineage: Eukaryota; Fungi; Basidiomycota; Tremellomycetes; Tremellales; Cryptococcaceae
Exons: 15
Coding region: 1-2319 (772 amino acids)
Biological process (GO): microtubule-based movement
Cellular component (GO): microtubule cytoskeleton
Molecular function (GO): ATP binding; microtubule motor activity; microtubule binding
Source: RefSeq, a predicted model, not a curated record
AUGUCUGAGGACCAAGAGAAUAUAGCACCAAUGUCCCGUUUACCUCGUCUAGCUUCACCUGCCAAACCCUCCGCCAUCCCUACCCUAUCAGCCACGACUGGUUCUGCCGUUCCCCUGCUCUCGAAUGGCAAUGCAAACAAGAGAAAAUUACCUUCUUCUCCACUCGCUCCUCCUCCCACCAAACGUUCGGUGUCGGGUAGCUCACUUGGGAAUUCUUCCACUUCGACAGGAUUGAGAACUUCGCAGAGGAAACCAACAAGUGAAUUUGUCCCGUCCACCACUCGAAAACCAGUUGCUGCUCUUCCUCCUUCAAGACCAGCUUCGGCGCUAGGGACAUCAACUAGAAGGACUGGUAGUGCCGGUAGUGCUGGUAGUGCAGCUUCUUCGUCCACCACAUCCACCACCAGGGCUAGAGCGGGUGCAGCCACCGUAGCAAAGAGACCGCCCGUCGCUGCUAGUUCGUCCACGACCAGAGCUACAAGUACUUUGGGCAGAAGUGUUGGACCUGGAGCUGGCGGAAGGGCCACCAGUAGAGGCGUCAGUCCAGCAUUAGCUGCACCAAGUAGAGCAACCGGUAUAGGCAGUGGAGUAGCUAGUGCCGCCCAAUUCAAGAGCCACAACGGAAGACUUGAAAAUGUUGAAAAAAUGGUAGGCGGGUUCAAGGAUCUGUUGGAAAGGGAACAAGCGAAAAUCUCAUCGCUUCAGAUGUCACAAGUAGACCUUCAAGCACUUCUUCAAUCCACUCAAAACACCGAAAGAGAAGCACGACGCGAUUUAUCUUCCGCUUCGGAGGAGCUUGCAGCUGUGAGAGCUGCUCAUGCGAGAGAGGUGGAUGACUUGGAACGAACGGUUGCGAGGAAAGAUAGGGAGAAGAGAGGAUUGGAGGACGAAAUGAGAGAAAGUAGGGAUGAACUGAGCAGAGAAAGGGACAUAAUACGUCAAUUAAAGCAAACUCUUGCUGAACAAUCGACGCAACAUCUUACAUUGUCAGCUCAACUUCAAGCGUCCCAAACUCAACUCAAUCUCCUUCAAGCAGAAGUGGAGCGUGCGACGUUGAGCGUAUCUUCCAUGAAAGCCGAACUUGCUGUAGGACAAGACACAGCUCGUAAAGCUGAGGAGAUAGCUGAAGUGAAAAUCACAGAAGCUGAAGAAGAAAGAGAUAGGCGAAUAGCAGAAAUCGAAGAAGAGCUGAGAGCGGCAGAGACGAUUAGACGAAAACUGCAUAAUCAAGUUCAAGAGUUGAAAGGCAACAUCCGAGUCUUCGCUCGUGUACGACCACCUCUUUCCCAUGAAUCGUCUUCACCUGAUGCCCUCGCCGAUAUCGUUUAUGGAGACGAUCGAGAAGCUCAAGAGACAGGUCAAUCAAAGAUUGUGGUAAAGAGUAAAUCCGAAUCUGCUACUGGACAAGCGCGAGAACAGGAAUACGAUUUUACUUUCGAUAAGAUUUUUGCGCCUCACUCAGGACAAAAAGAAGUGUUUGAAGAAAUAUCUAUGUUGGCUCAAUCGGUCUUAGAUGGUUAUAAUGUCUGCAUCUUCGCUUACGGCCAGACUGGUUCGGGUAAAUCAUGGACGAUGGAAGGUGGUCAAAACGAACUUGACGCUGGUAUGAUCCCCCGAGCAAUCGAUAUGAUUUUCACUGUCUCGAACGGAUUGAAAGAUCGAGGAUGGAAGUAUCAAAUGGAAGGACAAUAUCUGGAAGUAUACAACGAAGUCAUCAACGACUUGCUUGGAAAAGACCAAUUCGAUACCAAGAAACACGAAAUCAAGACCGUAGAUGGGAAAGUGAGCGUAACAGAUGUAGUCAGUAUUCCCUUAAACAACCCCCGUCAGGUUUCAACCUUACUGGAUCGAGCUCGAGGUAGACGUGCUGUCGCUGCUACUCUGAUGAACGAGCGAUCUUCUCGAUCCCAUUCCGUGUUCACACUGAAAGUUAAAGGAGAGAAUCCAUCAACUGGUGAGAAAAGUGACGCGAUGCUCAACCUCGUCGAUCUAGCAGGUUCAGAGAGAGUUGAGAAGUCUGGUGCUGUAUCAAAUCAAGACCGAAUGAAAGAAGCUAUCAGUAUCAAUAAGUCUCUAUCAGCCUUGAUGGAUGUUAUCGGUGCUCUUGGUGGUGGUAAAGACGGGGGUCAUAUACCUUAUAGAAACUCAACCUUGACGAGGUUACUACAAACUAGUCUUAGUGGAUCAAGUAAAACUCUGAUGAUGUGUAACCUAUCACCCCUUUCUGCUCAUCUAGGUGAAACUUUAUGUUCACUUAGAUUCGCUACGAAAGUCAAUUCAACUGUCGUGGGUCAAGUGAAAAAGCAAAUUCAGAAGUAA